AUGGACCAGCCGGCGUCGGACGCCGGCGCCUGCCUCGAGGUCCGCCUCUUCUACGUGCGCCUAUCGCCCCGCAGCUCCGGAGCUGCCGCCCCGCCACGGCUCUCGCUGGCCAUCCACCACGCCGGGACCGAGGCCUCCCCCUCCUCGCUCCCUCUCCGCCUCGACCGCUGCGACCCAGUCUCUGGCGAGGCCACCUACGUCUCUACCGCGGCCGCGCGCCUCCCCCCGCCCGACGCCUCCUUCGAGGUUGCAGACCACCGCGACGCCGCCCUCCUCCGAGGCACCCUUCGAAGGUGCCCUGACGCCAAGGCCGAUUCCCCUGUCUGGGCGAUCGACUGCGUCCCCGCCGAUGCAGCGGCGGCCUCAGCCUCGGCCUUUGAGGUCUAUGUUGCCGGGUACUGCGCAGGUGAGCCCGCCGUUCUUACGCGAGCCCUGCGGCUGGCCACCCCGGAAGAGGCUGCUGGCGGAUUGGUUCGCCGGCGAUCAGCACCUUUGGCGGCUAUGUGUGAUGAAGACGAGAGUGACAUGAACAUGGGAACCAGGGCAUACCCUGAAGGAUGGUACUCUGAUGACGACGACGGGCAACUCACAUGGUUCAACGCUGGUGUUAGGGUUGGCGUCGGGAUUGGGCUGGGAGUCUGUGUUGGAGUUGGUAUAGGCGUUGGGCUCCUCAUGAGCUCCUACCAAGCAACGGCCAGGAACCUGAAGAGGCGGUUCUUCUGA
This is a messenger RNA of Triticum turgidum subsp. durum (durum wheat), 723 nucleotides long. NCBI's taxonomy places the organism in Eukaryota, Viridiplantae, Streptophyta, Magnoliopsida, Poales, Poaceae. The record is from the annotation of a GenBank genome assembly.